Spirodela intermedia is the source of this 4069-nucleotide messenger RNA. NCBI's taxonomy places the organism in Eukaryota, Viridiplantae, Streptophyta, Magnoliopsida, Alismatales, Araceae. The record is from the annotation of a GenBank genome assembly.
AUGGAGACGGCCAUAUGUGGGAGGAUUGCACUCUCGCCCAAGCACGUACUAGCUCCUAAACCAGGUUUGCUCUCGUUAAGUCAGUCCAGGGGCUCUCUCUGGUUUAGAAUUCCUCCGGUUUUUAUUUUAUUUUAUUUUAGAUACCGAGGAUAGCUCUCUAUGACUUCUGGGGUAACCUCGGUUGGGGGAAACUGGUUUUUCUGGUGUUUAUCGCUGUAGCUGCUUUUUUGAUCAUUCCGAUGAUUCCUGUUCGUAUUGGCUUUCAUUUUCUGUUAGCCUUUUCCUGGCCAUAUUGAAUCAUGCCCGUAACUUAUAAAUUUUCAGUCUCUUUGUCGGAUUCUUUCUCCGGAGACGUCAUUCCAAGGAAUAUUCCGUAGAUUUUGAUCUACCGAUGCUAUAACCUAAAUGCCGGGAUCUCCCCUUUCGUGUAUGAAUCACCGUGGCUGAAAUUCUGCAUAAAUUUUUUACAUUUUUAUUUAUUCAUAUGAAAUGCCGUAAUUGGAGGAAAUACUUUCAUGAACUAAGGAAAAUUCUGAGUGGUUCAGUGCGAUAAUUCUAUAGCAGGCAGCAUUGUGAUAUACUUUUGCUUGUCGACAAAGAGUUCUUAGCAUUGAGAGAUAUACGUGUAUAUUUUAUAUAUUAAAAGUUCAUAGCAUGAAUGCGGUGAAGUUUUCUUUGGUCAAGUGGGGCUCAAGAAUUUUGGUUGAUGACGGUGGGGUCCCUGCUUUUCCCUUAUGUUCAACUAUGACAUAAUAAGAUCUUCUUGGCAUCUCAUGUGGAACACAAAAGUCUCUUGAUGACAGUAAUUGCUAUCUCCAUCCUCUUUUUUUUUUUAAAAGCUGUUCCGAAUCUUUCUGAUUGAAGUGGGAUCUGGGUUUGGAAUUUUUUCUUCAUUAUUCAAGUGCCUAGAUGAAAUCAAUUAUGAACUAGCAAGAUGAGAGCUUGUAGAAUAGUUUGGAGCUUCCGCAUUGGCCUUUUAUAAACAUACUAGACAUCCACGAGGGGCUUCGAUUUGGUGCUGGCAUUGAAUGUUUGGAUACGGGGGCCCACAAAAAUUAGAUGGUUAGAAUAGCGAUAAAAAUGUUAUAUUGUGUAGAGGAAAAUAAUCUGUGAGAGAAUCAUCAUUGAGAGUAUCAAUACAAGCUGUGGAGAAGCAUCUUUGGAAGAUGAAAUGAGAUAGUUCAGAUAGCUUAGGAUCCAUCACGGAUCUAAGAUGACUCGAGGUGGAAGAGGAAGUCUGUCAUUAAUGGGCUGAUUAAUGCACUUAAUCUUUAGAUUACUAUUUUUUAUUAUUUAUCAUAAAUUUAUUUUCACCAACCAACCAGCUCUAUUGGGAUCUUGACGGGGGUACCCAGUCAACAGCCAUUUAGAGCUACGUAGGAAACAGGGACAAAAUCAAGGGGUUGCCUGAUUUUAAUCAAGUAUUUUGUCUGAUUCUAUUUUUUGAUUAGAAAAAAUCGUAGCUUACUAAUUCAUUUAUUGUGAAAUUUAUAUCGUAGAGUAUUCGUUUGUACCUCAAUUCACCACCAAAGUAAUUGUUUGGAUAAUACAAGAGCUGAAAGAUCUAGCAUUUACAUUUAUAUGCUAUAUGCACGUAUGUGUUUGGACGAUGUAACACUGAAAUGUGGUUCAGUGCUUCAAGGGAUUUAUAAACCGCCUGGGUCCCCAUGUUGUUGUGUUACAUCUGUUAGUGAUAACAUUUUAGAACCAUGUUAAAUUGAACAUUAUCAUUUUAUUUUUAAACUGAACUCAUUUCUCCCUCAUAUUCGUGCUUUCCUGGGUUUGAUUGAGUCCGCGUAUCUGAUCCCGAAUUGGACCAGAACUUUACCGUGAUUGGUGUUCUUAGUGAAAGAAGAUCCGUGGUGAGGUCCCACUUCUGAUCUAGGCAAGAUCUUUAUACUGCAUUUAUGGUUUUGGGAAAUCCAGAGCAAGAAACAGAAGAAGAAAAGAAGGUGUUUGAGAUGCUCGAGAAAGUUCAAAACUAUCACUUCUAUCACUUCUCUUUCAAAGGGUCAACUUUCAUGUAGAGCCUAUCGAUGAUCAGAUGGCUUUAGUCACAUGCCAGGGUAAGCUCCUGUGAAUGUUUGUAGAUUCAGAUGGGUAAGUCUCAUUUCUCUAUUGUGGUAUUUUUUAAAAAUUACCUACUUAAAUAUUGGCUUCUGCAUUGAGAUUUUGAAGGCAUUUUAUCUCCCUUUUUUCUGGGAGAAUUACUAAAAUGAUUAACGAGAUCACGCCAAAUGUUAGCAUUUCCAGUAAAAAAACCAUGAAGACAGUAUUGCCUCAAUGUGAGAAACUUAAGUGAUGUCGGGGUUGCAUCCGUGUUAGCAUUUUCCACUGAUAAAUUGGCAGUCCCGGUGAUUUCUUUCGCCUUUUUCUACUGCAAACUUUAAGGAUUAAAUGGGUGACGUGUUUAUGGGGAGAGUAUGAUCUUUGGGGGUUCAAGUUAUGUUAAUGAAGUUGUCAAACAUCUCAUAGAUUGUUUUUUUCCUUCCUGCAUAAAAUUGGACUCAGACGAGAAUAAUUCCAAAUAUUAGUAUGAAUUUAUUUAUCUGAAAAUUAGUUUCGUGGACUUCAUUAGAAAGUUCAUCACAUCCAUCCAAUUGUACUGGGUUCAUGCUUGUGAAGUCGACAACUUUCAUCUCAUUUUGUGCCAGAUUAAUGUUUCCCCCUCAAAGAUUCAAUAUUUUGGAAUCAAACUGCAUAAUAUGUGUUGGCUGCUGGAACUAAUUUACUUCAAUCUAUGCUAUAUUUAUAUCCUCGUUCAAGAAGCUUAUAAAAGCUGAAGCUACCCAGAAGGGAAGUUAGCCCAUGCUCUUGGUUAUACCUCCCAGGAGAUGGCAUGUGGAGUCAGCAGAUGCUCCAGCUAAGUACUUGGCUCCUCAUCACAAAGAAAGUCUGUCGAUAAUCGAUCAAUUCUAAAGAGAAUUAAAAUAUCCUCCCUAACGAUGCCUUUUUGAAUUAAAAUAUUCUCCCUUUUUUUCUUUUCUUUUUUUCGAAGAAGUAUCAUCUUUCCCCCAACCCCUCAAAGAGGUAUUUAUUUACGAGAUUCUCUUCUGAUCUUUCUAGAAUGGGAUCAUUAAUGCUCUCAUCCAAGAGUCUGCGGUAGUACAUUCUUGAGCUGAUAUAUUAAUCAUCCUUUCCACUGUGAAUUUAAACUGGAAUUGCAGGCGACAAGCAGCUUCCGUUCAAAGGGCAGUUCCUGCAUCGAGGAGUUCUUACUCCCAUAGCGGCUAGUGGACCCGGAAAAGGAGGUGGACUGUUGGAGAGACCCACUAUAGAGAAGACCACCCCUGGUCGUGAAUCCGAGUUUGACUUGAGGUAUACCCAGUUCAUCAGUCCACAUAUCAGCUUCAUUAUCCAUGCGUGAUUUUGUUCCUCUGAAACUGAUUUGGAAAGAGCAUCAGAGGGUUGGGUUUCUGCUACAUCCCUGAAUAUAUCCGAGCAUUCUAGGAGGAUCAUUAGAUGAACAAUUGCUCCGUUGACAAGGAAGAGAAGGUAGAUUUUUUUUCUGAAUUUCCCUUCUGGGCAGGAUUUGUAGCCCUCUGGUCUGGAAGAAAACUAGCCAGAUUAGGCUGCAGCCUAUGCUAACAUCAUGGGCCUCACCCAUUUCACAUGGGCACAGGAGACAACAUGCUCCUGCCCUAAUUUCCUCUCCGGGCUUCAUCUGGAGCCACAAACCUGGUAGAAAUUGGGCGGAUGGGUUCAUGAGAUCCAUCAGCAACCCCAGCUGUCCCUACCCAGUUCAUCUUCUCAUAUGGGUGGGCAGGCAUUGUUCUUACAUCCAAAUGGUCUGUGGGAGAUGUGCAGGAAGUCGAGGAAGAUAUCGCCGCCGUACCGUGUUCUUCUUCACAAUGACAACUUCAACAAGAGAGAGUAUGUCGUCCAGGUGCUGAUGAAGGUGAUCCCAGGGAUGACCCUUGACAACGCAGUCAACAUCAUGCAGGAGGCCCACUACAAUGGGCUGGCAGUGGUCAUCGUCUGCGCCCAAGCCGAUGCCGAGGAGCACUGCAUGCAGCUGAGGGGAAACGGCCUCCUGAGCUCAAUCGAGCCUGCCAGCGGCAACUGCUGA